AUGGCUUCUAUCCCCCAGCCUGGUCCUGAGACCAUGGUCACCCUCAAGGUGACUUUUGAGAACACCACUCGCCGAGUCAAGAUGCCACUUCGUGACAUGACGCCUCAUGUUCUUGAAAACAACAUCCGACUCUUCCUUCGCAUCGCUCCCGAGACCCGAAUGAUCGUUGAGCGCUACUCUGACUCUGCCAGUGCCUUCGUCGUUCUCGACUCAAAUAAUCUGCCAGUCUACAAGCAGCUGUACAGAGCCGCGAAGGCCAAGUCAAAGCUGAAGCUGCGUGUUUCUGUUAUCCAGCCACAGCCAAAGACUACACCAAAGCCCGUCACCGUGGAAGAUGCGCCAGAGGCUACAGCAGCCGAGACCUACGAGCCUACUGACAAGAUAACUCCCACCGAGAGCGACGCAUCUCAGUCCACAUCAGAUUCUGCCACAGAGAUGCCGACGCCAUCUACGGUUCCAUCUUCGAUUACCCUUCUCUCGGGUGUCGAACUGCCCCUGCGAACUGUCUCACCUGCUCGACCUGAGGUGGUUGAGACGACCAAGGUCGAGGAGACGGCUGAGACCCCCGUCCCUGAAUCCCAGCCAGCCAACUUUGCCCAAUCUGCUCCUUUUGACCCUCAAACAGUAUACUCUUCGUUCCAAGAGUACUGUGACCCAGCACCAGCACCAGGGCCAUCUCAUAUCAUUACCCCCGCUCCGUUUGCUGUCUGCUGCAACAACUGCGAAAAGACGGUUGCGGAUGUUCACUAUCACUGCCAGACUUGUGAUGACGGCGAUUUCGAUCUUUGCCAGGCCUGUGUUGAUCAUGCAGUCAGCUGCUAUGAUGAGAACCACUGGCUGAUCAAGCGGACCAUGGUAGACGGCCAGCUCGUCGCUAGCAGCACUGAGAAGAUUGAGCCCAAGUCCAAGUCCAAGAAGCAGGAGGAAACCCCGGUUCAAGAGGAAUCAAUCCCUACACCCGAGAGAGUCGAAUAUGCCAUCGAAACCACUCACAUUGAGAAUGCUCCAGAGCCAUCUAUUUGCAAGCCAAUCGUCACUGAGCCUCUGAGAACUAUUGAUGUAGCUCCCGCAUUCUCUCCAAGAGUUCCAUUUGUUGAUCCUGUGGGCGCCAGAUGGUCCUGCUUGGGCAACAUGCGAACAUGCAACUGCUGUGUUCAAGAACUUCCCGAGGCUGAGUUCCUCCACUGCACUACUUGCGAGGAUUUCGACCUCUGCCAGGGAUGCUUCGCCAAGGAUGCCCACGGCCACCACCCCAAGCAUGCAUUUAUCCCUGCUGUUGCAGGCACUAAUAUGCCAGAUCACAUUACUGUCAAGAUGGGAGCUGGUCGCAACCAAGCCCACCACGCUGUUUGUGAUGGCUGCGACAAAUACAUCACUGGCGUCCGCCACAAGUGUCUGGACUGCCCAGAUUGGGAUUAUUGCUCUGAAUGCGUUGUCAACGCUGCCUUUGUCCACGCCAACCACCGCUUUGCGCCCAUCUAUGAGCCUCUCGCGGAUGUUCAUUCCUACGUUUGUGCUCAGCCUGUGCACAUGGGCAUUUGCUGCGAUGGACCCCUGUGCUCCAGCAAUCAGGACUAUCCCACCUACAUCAGAGGCGUGCGCUACAAGUGUGCAGUCUGCCAUGACCUUGAUUUCUGCGCAAACUGCGAGGCCAGUCCCGCCAACGACCACAACAAGACACAUCCCCUUAUCAAGUUCAAGACUCCUGUUCGCCAUGUUAGCGUUACUACUACUGGCGAGCACCAGGAUGGCAAGCGCAUGCCCCCUAUGGGCGACCGCGUCAAGAACGCCUUCAAACCUGCGGAGACUUUGGGCGAGAACAACUCCAUCAACACCGUGCAAACGGUUGUGGACGUGAAGCCUGAAGAGCCCAAGGUUGAGGAACCCAAGGUUGAGGAAACCAAGGUGAAGGAAGAGCCCGAGUCUGAGGCCAAGGAAGAGGCCAAGGAGGAGGUCAAGGAGGAAAAGGUCGCUGAGGUUAUGGCAUCGGUCAAUGAGCAAGACCUCCGUGCCGUCUUCAUUCGCGACUCUGUUUCUGAUGGCACAGUCAUGCCUCCCAACCACGUCUUUGAGCAGACCUGGGUCCUUCGCAACGAGGGCACAACUGCUUGGCCUGCUGGAUGUUCCGUCAAGUUUGUUGGCGGUGACUACAUGGGCCACGUUGAUUCCGCUCACCCUGCUGGUAUCUCAGAGCUUGUGUCAGCAUCAGAGUCAACAGUCUGCUACGCCCCUCUUGCCCCAGGCAAUGAGUUCCCCUUCACCGUGCUCCUCCGCACUCCUGCUCGCGCGGGCCAGAUCAUCUCCUACUGGCGCUUGACCACUCCUGAUGGAUUCAAGUUUGGUCACCGCCUUUGGUGUGACGUCAGUGUGCGAAUGCCCCCGCCUGAGGCUCUGCCGACGACUACGGUCGAGGAGCCCAAGAAGGAGGAGGACGCCCAGACUGGUAGCGUCAUGAUCUUCCCCAAGCUUGACAAGGAGUCACCUCAUGCUAGCAUGCAUGCAGAGCUUCAAACUCAGUCUGUCGCUGGAGACGAGAGAGCCACAGAGGCGGAAUCUCUGACUGUCAGCGGAGAAGAGUAUGAGUGGGAUGGAUCAGAUGACGGCUUCAUGACCGACGAAGAGUACGAUAUCUUGGACGCUUCUGAUGAAGAGUACCUGGAGGAUCGCGAAAAGAGAUUGAGGAAGUAA
This is a messenger RNA of Trichoderma asperellum CBS 433.97, 2688 nucleotides long. RefSeq lists its product as uncharacterized. Gene Ontology annotation, molecular function: zinc ion binding. The record is from RefSeq and is a predicted model, not a curated record. NCBI's taxonomy places the organism in Eukaryota, Fungi, Ascomycota, Sordariomycetes, Hypocreales, Hypocreaceae.